Messenger RNA from Leucoraja erinaceus (little skate), 867 nucleotides. RefSeq names its product melanopsin-like. The record is from RefSeq and is a predicted model, not a curated record. Gene Ontology annotation, cellular component: photoreceptor outer segment; membrane. Gene Ontology annotation, molecular function: G protein-coupled receptor activity. Lineage: Eukaryota; Metazoa; Chordata; Chondrichthyes; Rajiformes; Rajidae. Gene Ontology annotation, biological process: G protein-coupled receptor signaling pathway.
AUGCUCGCCCAGAAGACGCGUUUGGUCCACUAUGAACCAUUGAAGCCGAUCUCGCUGGCCGCCGAUGCAUCACCAUAUGGUCAUGGAGCUGCAAUCUCACAAACAGCGCCGAACAGCAAGAAAGAACCAGUUGCGUUUGCAUCCAAAAUGCUGACGACCACCGAGAAAAACUACAGCCAAGUGGAGAAAGAACAGCAUCCAGAUAAUGCAAAUACUGAUAUCUCUUCAAAAGAGAACAAUGAGGAAAACUGCAUAGUCUCUCUCACAUCUCUAUACUUCCUUUCCUGUGAUCGGAGCUGGAUAGUGACUAAGUAUAUGUGUUGUGCCUCUAGUUAUCGAAGGGCAUGGCUGGCUAUUGUCUUCACCUGGUAUUAUUCACUUUUCUGAACUAUGACCCCUCUCUUUGGCUGGAGUGCUUAUGGACCAGAGGGUAUCAGAAUCAGCUGCUCAGUUCAUUGGAAAUCCCACACUAGGAAUGGAAUCUCUAUUACUAAAAGGCAAGCAGGUCAUGAGUCACAUGACCAUGCUCCAGCAAACCACAGCCAACAGCUGAUACACUGCCCUCCGGCCUUCACGAAGGUGAUCAUCUGGGUGGUUGGCAAAAUAAAAAAGAAUGAAGCUCGCCAGAAAGAAUACCGUGCCCUUUGCAUGGUGAUUACCACAGUGGUUUGGUUCUUGCUUUGUUGGCUGCCUUAUGGAAUUGUGGCAUUCCUUGCAAUCUUUGAUAAAGCAGACAUCAUUACACCUGCAGCUAAUAUCGUGCCAGCCAUCCUGGAAAAAAUGGAGCUUUGUAUACAAUCUAGUUAUCUAUAUCCCAAUGAAUAAGAAUGUAAGUUAGUCAGAAAUAAUAUAAUAAACAAUGUAGUA